AUGCAUCAGCUAUAUGUGAUCUCAUACCUCAUGCAACUGAGCUGUGCUCACCUCAUUUACCUUAUUCUCCCACAGGACAACCCUCCAUACGACAAAGGGGCGUUCAGGAUCGAGAUUAUCUUCCCUGCAGAAUACCCGUUCAAGCCACCCAAGAUCACGUUCAAAACGAAGAUCUACCACCCCAACAUUGACGAGAAGGGACAGGUCUGCCUGCCUGUCAUUAGUGCAGAGAACUGGAAACCAGCCACCAAAACUGACCAAGUAAUUCAGUCGCUCAUUGCCCUGGUGAACGACCCACAGCCAGAACACCCUCUGAGGGCCGACCUAGCAGAAGAAUACUCAAAAGACCGUAAAAAAUUCUUUAAGAAUGCAGAAGAGUUUACAAAGAAACACGGCGAAAAGCGGCCAGUGGACUAACAAUACCAGACAAGUGUGUAGCCCCAGACCUCUCCUACUCCUCUGAUCCUCUUCCCCUCGCUCUACUACCUUCCUCCCGACUCCCAAACGAUAUCCUCUAUCCCUCCCUCCCUCCCUCCCGCUUUCCCUCCUUCUCUCCUUUCCAUGUGUCACUCUAGUUGAGCUGGAGAAGUACAGCGCAGCUGCAGCCUCCGUCUUGAAGCAGGACGCCGCAAGGACAUCCAGUCUGAGUUUCUGGUGUUAGCUUGAGGCCCUUACUAACUUGUUUAUUUUUCUUUCUCAAGUUUGAAAGCGUCACAAUUUGGUUAGAGGCUAACUUAAGACAAAGAAGUUGGAAAUUGUACAGGGCGUUUCAGUGAUGAAUGCUGUUUGACCCUUUUGUAAUGAGAAAAUGAAUCAUUGCAUUAUUACACAAAACUUUCAAAAAUUACUUUUGGAAGUGACAGUUCAUUUAAAACAAAGAUGGAUUGUAAUUUAUCAUGUAUAUUAUUAUUAUUAUUAUUAUGUUGUUACCUCUUCUUACAUUUGUGCUCUUUGAUUUCUGCAAAACAAAAAGGAGACAUUAAGGAGGAGCUGGAGGAUUUCAGUGACGGCGACAGAUUAUUUCAUAUAACCUUUUUACUUUAACUGCAAUUGUUGGGUUGCACGGUAUGUCUAAAAAACAGGCUACUUUCAGCCCUUUACCAAGCCUCGAAUUGGCAAAACCACUGUAAAGUCAGUAACAAAGGCGGCUUAGGAGCCGAUAUUGCUAUGAAAUACGUUUGUUUGACAAAUGAAAAUAGGAUAAUUUUAAACAUCUCUUUUAACAUGUUUCGUAGGAAAUUCUUGUAUAUUGUUGAUUAUUUGGGUUUAAUCAUGGAAAUGGCCCCUAGUUUUACAGAGAUGUACGCUACUGAGAAUUAUCAUCCCCAUUUUCUCCCAACACAGAAUAAACGCAGUAGUUGACCGUGAGUUUUCUAGAACAUUCUCUACAGUUUCUUUAAAGUAUAUCAUUCAGUCUUUCAAAUUGCAUCUUAAGUGGUAUUUUACGCCACUCUUUAUAAUGCAAAGAGGUUCUGCGGGCUUUCUCUAGUUCAAAAUAUUUCAGUAAUAUUUGCUUAUGCAUUUGGGUUAAGUGUCAGAACGCCUCAAAUAAGCCCCAGUGUUUUCUUUACUUGUUAAAAACUUAUUUUCAUGCAGUAUCAGAUUUAAAAAAUGCUCUACAUUUGUGUACCAAAAUAAAAAAGGAAGACCAAGCAAUGUUAUACUCAAACAUUGGCUAAAUUCAUUUCUGAUUACAGUUUUCAUAUUAAAAUCAACCAAUAAAGUAGGUUUUUUGGGAUUCCCCAGUUUAAAAGAGCAUUAUGGGUUUGUGUGAUAAAUCAAAUCUGAACUUGACCAUUUAGUGAUUUUUUUUAACCUUAUUAGCAUUAGUAAUAUAUUUAUGAGAACUACUACUUAAACCCCAAACUGUUGCUUCAAUUACAGCUUAUUCUGAAAUGCCGUUAAUAGCCUGAAUUUAUCAUACAGGUUAUAAACAGGUUAACCCUAAUAUGUGUCAAAACAUUGAACUCACCAAAUAAAGGCUAUUUUGACCUA
Messenger RNA from Sinocyclocheilus rhinocerous, 1995 nucleotides. Its product is annotated as ubiquitin-conjugating enzyme E2 L3-like. NCBI's taxonomy places the organism in Eukaryota, Metazoa, Chordata, Actinopteri, Cypriniformes, Cyprinidae. The transcript has 3 exons. The record is from RefSeq and is a predicted model, not a curated record. The coding region runs from base 1 to 417 and encodes 138 amino acids.